Hyla sarda is the source of this 3989-nucleotide messenger RNA. RefSeq names its product holocarboxylase synthetase (gene HLCS). Gene Ontology annotation, molecular function: biotin--[biotin carboxyl-carrier protein] ligase activity. Gene Ontology annotation, cellular component: cytoplasm. The transcript is spliced from 12 exons. The coding region runs from base 182 to 2812 and encodes 876 amino acids. Gene Ontology annotation, biological process: protein modification process. NCBI's taxonomy places the organism in Eukaryota, Metazoa, Chordata, Amphibia, Anura, Hylidae. The record is from RefSeq and is a predicted model, not a curated record.
GUGAUUUCACGUUUGGUUUCAGAGUCAAGCCUCCAUAAGAGUGCAUAGCAGGAAAUUAAUUCUGGACAUAAAGGGGACUUAUCUUCAGGGCCCCCCCACAUUUUACACUUAUGUGGGAUCUCUGAUUUAAGGGCUCUGUUUGCCCUCCCUCCCAUCUCCAUCCUUCAAGUCACCGUACGUCAUGCUCAUAACCCUCUGCUACGUGUAUUUGUGGCUGCGUUUCCGGUCCUGCUACGCUUUACUGAUCAGGAGUUGUGUUGGCCAAUUCCAUAGGACCAGCUCGUUCACUUUUUGCACCCAAAAUCAGGAACAAGGGAAAAAGAUCCAUAGUGGACGACAGGGGCCUGGGGAGGAAAAGUUGUGCCUAAGAGUGGGCAACAAAGCCUUCUUCAUUGACCAUUCCCAGCUCUUUGAAGAUCUGAACAAGUGGAGCCUGUUGCUGGGGCCCCCCAGUGAUAGUGAUCUCGGAGUGCGGAGGAUUGCCUUCAUUACCGAGAGCUCUUUAUUAUCUAGUGAAACCUUAUCAGCUGCUUCACGCUCUUCCAAAAAGGUCCGGAAGCUCUCUGAAUACUGUUUACCUCUUGCUCUGCACCAUGGAGACUCUUCAAGGUUAUUGGCCGAAGCGAGUGUGGAUAACUUCAGCGAACUGGGUAUAGCAUUCAUGGAAGAUCGCCUGCGGAUGGAUAAUGGAUCGCUUCCUCAGAAAAUUACCUCCGUGCACUUGAAAAAGUCUUUUACGAAUAAAGAAAAAGCAUUACAAGAAGAAGCCUCGGUUGAAACCGUAUCCGCCCAGGAACCAGUAGGGUCUGGUUCUGAGAAGAACCGUAUAGAAGAAAUGGGAGUAGCUGAGAGCACUGAGAUGGUUCACAGCCAAAAAAGUGGUGGAAACUCCGGUGCAAGUGGUGGAACUGAUCCCAGACAGAAAGAGGAAGCUGGUGGAGAACAUCUUCAUCUCCACCUAUCUAGCUGCCAUGAGUGUCUAGAGCUGGAGAACUGUACCAUCGAGUCGGUGAAGUUUGCAUCAGCUGAAAACAUUCCGGACCUCCCUGAUGACUUCAACAGCUUGGAGGACAGUUCUGAUGGGAGUUGUCUUAAAGAGACAUCAACUCUUAACAGAACCGGAAAGCCACCAAAUGUUCUCAUAUAUGGUGGCUCCACAUCCCCAGACCGGCUGCAGCGAGUCAAAGAUGUCCUUCUCCAGUGUUUCGAUCCUUAUAGAUAUGUAGUCUACCCCCUCCCAGAAGAACAAGUCCUCAGGGCUCCGUGGAUGGACAACUGUUUGUUAUUGGUGGUGGCGGCCGAGCAGCCAAUAUCAUCCCAGGUCCAGGACCUGUUCACUUCUUAUAUGGAAAGUGGUGGGAAGAUCCUAGGACUGUCCUCCUCAUUUACAUUUGGCAACUUGAGUUUACAGAAGAGGUCUCAGAUAGAGGAGUCCGUACAAGCUUUUGUCUUUGACAGGUCCAAAGGCAAUCAGAUUAAUUUCAAUGGAAUCGCCAGCGGCUUUGUGUAUGAGAUGCAUGACGAUGAUCAGGUGGAUGGAUGGGGCUACAUGGACAGUGAUAGUCAAGAUGUGAUCAUGAUCCACCAAACCUAUGGAGAAUGUGAUGGAGAAGCCGUUCUUUGUCAGGUGAGACUGGAGAGCGCUGCACAGGGUCAAAUGGAUCAUGAUAAGGAGACCUUUGACUCUCUAAAACUGAGCAACCCCCAGAGGCACGAGGUGCUGACACAGAUCCUCCUAAGUCUUGGUCUGGAUUGUGAAACGCGCUCUGUCCCCUCUCUGACCCCUGUUUACCUGCUGACUGCCCGAGAGGAGGAUUACCCUGAUGUUCUCCAUUGGAUUAAAUCAAAGAAGAACAAAAAUGGCUUGAUAAAAUCCAGCAAGUUGUCUCUGAAAAUCUGUGAUUCCCCGCAGUACGAUGUGGACAUCACUCCAUCACUGGCUCCACUUAUCACUGGAGAAGAAAGCUUUGUUUCUGAGGACUUCAACCUAGACAAAUAUCGGGAAAAUCUCCAUACUGACCAGCUGGGUAAAGUCGUACUGUUUUCCGAGGUCACCACCUCCACCUUCAAUGUUCUUGAUGGGCUGAUGUUUCACGAACCAAAGGAAAUGGGGUUAAUCGCUAUUGCAACUCGGCAGACUCAAGGCAAAGGUCGGGGUGGGAACGUCUGGCUCAGCCCCAAAGGAUGUGCCCUAAUGACAUUGCUUGUCUCCAUUCCCCUGUCAUCUCCGCUGGGGCAGAGGAUCGCCUUUGUACAGCACCUGAUGUCCAUAGCUGUUGUGGAGGCUGUGAGGACCCUGCCCGGAUAUGAGGAUAUUGAAUUGAAGGUCAAGUGGCCGAAUGAUAUUUAUUACAGUAAUCUGAUGAAGAUCGGCGGAGUCCUGGUCAACUCGACCCUCAUGGGAAACAUGUUUCAUAUACUGAUCGGUUGCGGGUUCAACGUCACUAACAGUGACCCAACCAUCUGUAUCAAUGAUCUCAUCUACGAGCACAACAAGAGAUAUAAAACAAAUAUUGAUCCGCUAAGGGUGGAUACAUUGAUAGCCCGGACGGCGUCCGCUCUGGAGAGGCUCAUUCAUAUAUUUCAGAAGGAAGGACCCAAUGGUGUCCUGCCCACCUAUUAUAAGUAUUGGGUGCACAGCGGGCAGCAGAUUCGGCUCGGCGGUGAGGACGGCCCUUUAGCCUGGAUUGUUGGAGUGGAUGACUCCGGGUUUCUCCAAAUUCUCCAAGAAGGGAAAGAUGUUGUCACUGUCCAUCCCGAUGGAAACUCCUUUGACAUGUUGAGAAACUUGAUUAUACCAAAGCACUCGUAAUCCAGAUAAAGCCGCUCCUAGGUUUUCUCUUAAAGGGGUACUCCACUGCUCAGCGUUUGGAACAAACUGUUCCGAACGCUGGAGCCGGCAGCUCGUGAUGUCAUAGCCCCGCCCCCUCAGUACAUCUCGCCCUGCCCCCUCAAUGCAAGUCUAUGGAAGGGGGCGUGACACGCCCCCUCCCAUAGACUUGCAUUGAGGGGGCGGGGUGUGAGGUCAUGAGGGGGCAGUGAUAUGACACGCCCCCUCCCAUAGACGGUUAUGACACGCUCCCUCCCAUAGACUUGCAUUGGGGGGGGCGGGACGUGGCGUCAUGAGGGGGCAGGGAUAUGACACACCCCCUCCCAUAGACUUGCAUUGAGGGGGCGGGACGUGACAUCAUGAGGGGGUGUGGAUAUGACACGACCCCUCCCAUAGACUUGCAUUGAGGGGGCGGGAUGUGGCGUCAUGAGGGGGUGGGGAUAUGACACGCCCCUCCCAUAGACUUGCAUUGAGGGGGCGGGACGUGACAUCAUGAGGGGGUGGGGAUAUGACACAACCCCUCCCAUAGACUUGCAUUGAGGGGGCGGGAUGUGGCGUCAUGAGGGGGUGGGGAUAUGACACGCCCCCUCCCAUAGACUUGCAUUGAGGGGACGGGACAUGACGUCAUGUGCGGGUGGGGAUAUGACACGACCCCUCCCAUAGACUUGCAAUGAGGGGGCGGGAUAUGACACACCCCCUCCCAUUUACUUGCAUUGAGGGGGCGGGACGUGACGUCAUGAGGGGGUGGGGAUAUGACACAACCCCUCCCAUAGACUUUCAUUGAGGGGGCGGGGCGUGACAUCACGAGGGGGUUGGGCUAUGACGUCACGAGCUCCCGGCUCCAGCGUUCGGAACAGUUUGUUCCAAACGCCGGGCAGCGGAGUACCCCUUUAAAUAUAGACAUUCCCAAAAUCAGUGGCCGCAUUGGUCAUUGUCUAACAUAGAUAUAUUUUAAUACCAUAUGGCUGGUUUUAGGUUAUUUCUCCUGAGUUUUAUUAUAUUUCACAAUCUAUAUGACGCUAUAUGACAGUAUAUUUGUAUAAUGGGGUCGGUAGCGGGACUGACUCCCUUAGGGACAUGUUUACAGGUGUUUGGGGUUUUUGGGAUUGGAUGCUCUGAAAUCAAACUGUAGUUAGUCUGAUAAUAAAGGAAAUGAUUC